GAUUCAGAAUGUUUUCCACGCAAAAGUGUUGCUUGCACAUGCAAUUCUGCGAUUGCGAGAAUUACGAUUUAUAGACUUAAGGGACUUUAGAAGUAAAUUUUUGGAUAAAUUAACCGAAAUCAACCUACACUAGAUAUUUAAUUAAAAAUUACUGCUCAAUUUUUGGGUACGCAGAAUUUCCCAAAUCAUACGUAGAUUUUAUGAUGAAAUUCUGCUAUGAAAACAUGAUACAACUUUGCAAUGAGAAAAUAUCUUCUGUCCACGUUUCUUAGGUUUUUGCCCAAAAGGAGACAGACGUUGACAAAUAAUAUCUCAUUCACCUGCGCAAUGGCAAACAGCAAGUUCGAAUAUGUCCGCAACUUUGAGGCCGAUGACAGGUGUUUACCAAACACAUGGAUCGUCGUCCGAAUCGACGGAAGAGGUUUCCACAAGUUUUCAGAAAAACACGAAUUUGUGAAACCUAAUGACAAACGAUCUCUGGACUUAAUGUCAAAGGCGGCCAGCAGGGUCAUGACUGAAUUCAAGGAAAUCUGCCUAGCGUAUGGACAAAGUGACGAGUUCAGUUUUGUCUUCAAACGGGACACGGAUUUGCACAAGAGAAGGGCGUCCAAGCUGAUGACUUGCGUCUCUAGUCUCUUUAGCUCAGCAUACGUUUUUCACUGGCCACAAUUCUUCGACAUCCCUCUGAAGUACCCUCCGUCUUUUGAUGGCAGGGUCGUGCUUUACCCUACGACGCAGAACUUGAGGGACUACCUGAGCUGGCGACAGGCAGACUGCCACAUUAAUAAUCUCUUCAACACAGUUUUUUGGGCUCUGGUCCUUAAAGGUGGACUUACAAACUCCGAGGCUGAGCAAAGAUUGAGUGGGACCUUUUCGUCAGAUAAAAAUGAGAUUCUGUUCUCAGAGUUUGGAAUAAAUUAUAACAACGAACCUCAGCUAUUUCGGAAAGGCAGUGUGCUAAUUAGAUGCAAACAAAAGAAAGGAGAAGAGGUCGAAGAAGGCAGGAUAAAUAAGGAAAUAGUGAUUCUGAAUGAGGAUAUUAUUAAUGAUUCUUUUUGGAUCAAGCACAGUAUCCUGGAUUGAAACAUAAAUUAUAGAAAUAAAUGAACAUUAUUAUAGUGAUUAGCAAUUUCUAUAAUUAUUUAUGCCUUGUUAAGCCUAAAAGGAAAAACAAUAAAACAUUUU
Molecule: messenger RNA, 1185 nt
Organism: Neocloeon triangulifer
Lineage: Eukaryota; Metazoa; Arthropoda; Insecta; Ephemeroptera; Baetidae
Gene: THG
Product: probable tRNA(His) guanylyltransferase
Exons: 3
Coding region: 241-1083 (280 amino acids)
Biological process (GO): tRNA modification
Molecular function (GO): magnesium ion binding; tRNA guanylyltransferase activity
Source: RefSeq, a predicted model, not a curated record